Molecule: messenger RNA, 5299 nt
Organism: Sardina pilchardus (European sardine)
Lineage: Eukaryota; Metazoa; Chordata; Actinopteri; Clupeiformes; Clupeidae
Gene: gna12a
Product: guanine nucleotide binding protein (G protein) alpha 12a
Exons: 4
Coding region: 508-1662 (384 amino acids)
Biological process (GO): adenylate cyclase-modulating G protein-coupled receptor signaling pathway; Rho protein signal transduction
Cellular component (GO): brush border membrane; heterotrimeric G-protein complex
Molecular function (GO): D5 dopamine receptor binding; guanyl nucleotide binding; GTPase activity
Source: RefSeq, a predicted model, not a curated record
GCUAUCGGGAGAGAAAAGAAAGGAUACGCGGCUCCCGAAAACUUUUCCUGGGAUCAGUUAGGUGUCCAGCGCCAACAUUUUUGUAUGUAUUUAAAUGUUUAAGAAUUUAACAUAUUACGCAUUGAUGGCACUACUUACGAAUGGAACCUGACAGGAACGCAUGCUGAUAUCGGUUCCACUGUCUGUGUCAACCGCCUUUGUUAGAUAGACGAGCGUGUAACUGUCUUCAUCACUUGAGUUGCAUUGCUGGAAUACAAAUGUUGGCUUUAUAAAGAGAAGAUGGUUCUUACAUUUUCAUUCUAGCUGUUUCGUUAGUUGUAUAUUCAGCCAAAACCAACUUGUCAGUAAUAAUUUUAGUUUUCGUGUUUUAGUUUACUUUAGAGGCAUGCCUUUCGAAAUGUAUUGAAGGAACUUCCAACUCCAAACUAAACCCUCUUGCAUAUUCCCAAAACGUCUCAUGCAAAGUGAUCCACAAGAUUACAUUGGUGGUUCACAUAAUUAGAAACGAUGGCUGGCGUGGUGCGCACCCUUAGCCGGUGUUUGCUCCCAGCCGAAGCCAGCCAUGAGAGAAGUAACAGCAAAGAGAGAACUCGGGACAGAGAUCCAAAUCAAGAACGAGAUGCAAAGAGACGCAGUCGAGAAAUUGAUGCUAUGCUCGCCCGUGAGAGACGCUCAAUCCGCCGGUUGGUGAAGAUUCUGCUCCUUGGAGCCGGGGAGAGUGGGAAAUCCACGUUCUUGAAGCAGAUGAGGAUUAUCCAUGGGAAGGAGUUCGACAAGAAAGCACUGCUGGAGUUCAGGGAUACUAUCUUUGAAAACGUCAUUAAGGGGAUGAGGGUGCUGGUGGACGCCCGUGACAAGCUGGGUGUGAGCUGGCAGAACUCGGAGAAUGAGAAGCACGGCAUGUUCGUCAUGUCUUUCGAGAACAAGGCCGGGCUGCCCGUGGAGCCCUGCACCUUCCAGCUGUACGUGCCCGCGCUGCAGGCCCUGUGGGGGGACACGGGCAUCCAGGAGGCCUACGGCCGCCGCAGCGAGUUCCAGCUGAGUGAAUCAGUCAAGUACUUCCUGGACAACUUAGAUCGCAUUGGGGAACUGAGUUACGUCCCGAGCAGGCAGGAUAUCCUCCUGGCCAGGAAAGCAACUAAAGGUAUUGUGGAGCACGACUUUGUCAUCAAGAAGAUCCCCUUCAAGAUGGUGGACGUGGGAGGCCAGCGCUCGCAGCGGCAGAAGUGGUUCCAGUGCUUUGAUGGCAUCACCUCCAUCCUCUUCAUGGUCUCGUCCAGCGAGUACGACCAGGUCCUGAUGGAGGACCGACGCACCAACCGCCUGGUGGAGUCCAUGAACAUCUUCGAGACCAUCGUAAACAACAAGCUCUUCUCCAACGUCUCCAUCAUCCUCUUCCUCAACAAGAUGGACCUGCUGCUGGAGAAGGUGGGCCAGGUGAGUAUCCGGAAGCACUUCCCGGACUUCCGAGGCGACCCCCAUCGUGUGGAAGACGUGCAGGCCUACCUGGUGCAGUGCUUCAACCGCAAGAGGCGCAACCGUAGCAAGCCACUGUUCCAUCACUUCACCACCGCCAUUGACACGGAGAACAUCCGCUUCGUGUUCCAUGCCGUCAAGGACACCAUCCUGCAGGAGAACCUCAAGGACAUCAUGCUGCAGUGAGAACGUCAAGGACACCAUCCUGCAAGAGAACCUCAUCCUGCAGUGAGAACCUCAAGGACACCAUCCUGCAAGAGAACCUCAUCCUGCAGUGAGAACCUCAAGGACAUUAUGCUGCAGUGAGAACCUCAAGGACAUUAUGCUGCAGUGAGAGGAAGCUGCCUUCAGCUGUUGGGCUCAGGCACAUGGGCCUGUCUGACUGCACUGUACUGCAUGUCCUCAACACCCCCACCCCCACUUCCACCCUCACACACACAUAUACACACACACACACACACACACACACACACACACACACACAUCCUCACGAACCAGAUUGCUAUUUUGUCCUCCCACCACUCACUCACAGCACUGAUAUUCUAGAUGGAGACUAGUGUGAGUGUCCUGCCAGACCUCUGGACACUCUAGUGUGAUCUCCAUUUACAGCGUUUGACUUUGAGACAACAAGGACAACACACAUACACACACAACUGUUGAGUGAUUUUUAUUUUAGAUGAGAACGUUUCCAUGUUUAAAACAACAGAUUACCAAUGUCACUCCCUCACAGUAUGACCAAUAUGUCACAGCUUUCACAUUUAGGAUGGGUCACUUUAUUCUCUUGCUGGAAAUCAUGUUGUCAAAUGUUUUUUGAACCAGGGUAACAUAUCUUCUCUUGCAGUUCAAUAUUCAGAGCAAAACACUGAGCUAUGAAUUGUAUAUAUGCAUGUGAAUGGAGGGUUAUGUAUGUAAUCUAUGGUUGGCAACUGUGUGUGCGUGUGUUUGUGUAAAAGGAGGAAGGUUGUCCUCUCCAAUGUACUGACUGAUUCAAUGUUGUUUUGAGGAUGAGACAAUGAAAUUACAAGGACAUUCACCAGAGACGUCCUGUAUUACCAACCAAUCAGAUUUAAGCAACAGUUCAUGUCUCCCUCUUAAAUUAAGGAUACUGCCAUGGAAAUUGUUGGAAAAUACCCAGAGAUUUGCCCCAUAAUUGUGUUUUAGUAACUCAAAUGAAGGGAAGAUAAUUUGAUGUAAAAAAAAAAAAAAGAUCAGAUUAUUUGCUGUGUGGUGCAAAUCAUAUUCAGAUUUGGGGAGUUGCUGUACGGUGUAUAAAUUCACAGCUACAGUCUGUUUUGCAGACACACAUGAAACUGGAUGAAACUGGAGCAAUGCCCAAGGAAUUUUCACUGGCUCCCCUCCAGUAGUGUCAGUAUUACGGAAGGCAACAAAAGCUGUUCCCACAUCCUGUUGCACUGAACAUUCCAACUGAGCUGUUUUUGAAUCUUGAGACAUCGUUGAUAUUUUUCAUGUCAGCUGUACACUUUUUUUCUGAUAACAAAAAAAUGAGUGAAUCACCUCAGUUGUUCUUCGCCUUUCACAGUGGUUUCCCAAAACAUCCUACAAAUUGGUGGAUACCAGUAGCAUUAAUUCUGCCCUCACUUUUAUGUAAAUAAGCAAAAAAGGGGUUUCAGUGAAUGAGUUUUAAAUGUUUUCAUCUUUGAAUGACAUUGUUUUUGUUUGGACGGAUAGCCAAGCAGUGACAACCCUUUGUUGAUACUGGCACAUCUGUUACACAGAGCCGAUAGACACCGCUGAUCCAUUUUGAUUGAAGAUGUUUGUAAAAAGAGUAUUAUCACUGAAAUGCCCCAUCACCACUUCCAGCGGAACCACUGUUGUGUCUCCAAACAGCUUCACUGCGCUGCGUUAGUUUGCUGAUUUGUUUGAGGGGUACCAGGGAUACACUGUGCCUCUACCAUUCUUUCUGAAAAUUGAAAUGAGGCCUCAAAGGCUUCUCUCCAUUUAUAGUGUAAUUGAACUUUCUCUAGGGGAUUCUUGGGGGAAAUGUCCUGGAAUAAGCCAAACAGUAUAAAUAGUCCAAAAUAUGCUCUCUCUCUCGCACUCUCUGAACUGCCCGAUUUCUGAGGGUGAGUGUGAUUCUGAGGAAAGGGGAAGCAGGAGACAACGCAGACAGGCAGAGCUGCACUGCGCAUCCGCGUGGGAAUGAUUUAGUGCCUUGUGAGUUUCCCUCACCCACAGAAAACACAAGGCAAGUCCCAGAGAUGUGCACAGAUGUGGGGGUCCUCUCAUGUGGGCCCUGGGGCACUCACUUGGCUUUCCCGCGCCUCUGUUUUAGUCAUUAGAAACAGUCUUGACUGAUUCAUACACUCCUUGGACAGCAAGCGUCCACAUUCGAGUGGUCGGUUUGGUUUCUGCCUGCUGUUGAUGUUUUAAGCGGAAAGCACACAGUGGAUUCUGCAAGUCCGACAUGGCACCAGUGUUGCAAGAUUUAAGGAGAUGUGUGUUAUGUUAGAUUAUUCUGGGUGGUCUCCUCUUGUGUCAGAGAUUCCAAAGCAGUGUGUAUUGGAUAUCAGCUCAGAUAAAAUGCUGUGCUCUGUCUCUCUCAGUAUCAGUCGGCCAGCAUCAGGCCAACGUCUCUACACCCCUCCCUCAAAACCACUGGUGUGUCCACAGGAAGUAGUCCGUUCUGGAUCCAAACUUGUCUCCCUCUGUGUGUGUGUGUGUGUGUGAGAGAGAGAGAGAGAGAGAGAGAGAGAGAGAGAGAGAGAGAGAGAGAUGUUUGUUCUCAGCCUUCAUGGCCUCGCUGUGUCCUAGGAGAGCGAUAGCCGAAAAUCUAAAUCCACAUGUUGCAUCCUGCUGCCUGAACAUAUUCUGUACAGUUUCAGCAAUUACACCGAUUUACUCCUUAGAUAUUCACAACAAUUCUAUAAUGCUGUAUCACACACAAUGCCGUGAAUUGCACUUCUUUUGUGCUGUUGAUUAGGCUUGGUUAUUGAUUAUGUUUUGUAUUAUCUGUAAACAAUGUGUGGUUUCAUCAGUUACGAAGAUUUGACAUCUUAAAACUAUUUGCUUAAAGCUUUGUUGGCAUGCUAGCAAAGUUGCCCUUCUAUCUGUAGCAGCUGGACCAGGAGGGGAUGAGGACAAAAUCUGUUCCUGGAUCAGUGGUUAGCUGGAUGCCUUUUAACUCAUGUGCCACUGAGGAGAAGGAAGAUCCCUCUCUGAGUCUGUGUCUUUCCCCCCUCCCCUAUAUCAGCUCUCACAUCUGCCCUUUGGACCAAAUACAACCCACAGUCGGGUUAGAGAACUGGUGGCUUGCGCAAUAUGAAAGUUUCGUGCCUAAUGCAAUAGCUUUGAACAGAACCGGUAUGUCAAAUCAAAUGUGUGAUGGGGAUGGGGUCAAGUUGUUCCAGGCACAAGGUUAACAGGGUUGUGGUGAUGUUCCUGAUACAGAAGAAGACUGUAUGGAGGUCUGUCCUUGAGGCUGAUUUGACAGUUCAAGUUCCUGUCUCCUUGUUUUCUGUAUGGAGUUGCUGAGUAAGUUGCAGGGAUGCAUUAUGACAGCUGGGGCACUCCACUUUGUAAUGAUUGCUCAGACUGUUUCAUGUGGAAAUGUUUCAAUGCUACAUUAAUCAACUUUAAUUCCCUCCCUGCGGGGGAAUUUGUCAGAAUACUGUGGUUACUAACUGUCGUCAAUGUUUUAUUUUUUAAUCUUUUUUUACCUAGUUUGCUGUGUGCACCCCGACCUUACUUUCAAAUCUAACAUAAGUGGUAAUUGUAAAAAGUGUGCAGACAUUUACGAUUGACUGUAUUACAGUUGUUUUGUAUAUAAGAAUUGUAUAAAAAGCAAUAAACGUCUUUUAUGUUA